This is a messenger RNA of Symbiodinium necroappetens, 327 nucleotides long. Lineage: Eukaryota; Dinophyceae; Suessiales; Symbiodiniaceae. The record is from the annotation of a GenBank genome assembly.
GUCUGCUCUUCACGGAGUGGCUGCUGACUCUGUUCGCAGGGAGCAUGCCCCUGACACCCCUUGCGAUCCUGUGGGAUCACUUCUUCCAGGAAGGCUACAGCGUGAUCUACCGCCUGAUACUCGCCAGAUUGAGGUGUUUGAGACCGUGGCUUCUGGCCGAGACCGAUUUUGGCGUGCUGGUUCAUCUGGUGAAGAACGCUCACUUGGACUUCAUCGGCCCCGACUGCCGGCCGUGGCCUCGACCUGCCCGACGAGGCCUUCCCGGCGUUGCCGUGGAGGAGUCCAGCCCAAAGCGUGGCGAGGGCGUGUCCCGUUCUGCUCACACAG